Messenger RNA from Lindgomyces ingoldianus, 1257 nucleotides. Its product is annotated as PDT-domain-containing protein. Gene Ontology annotation, biological process: L-phenylalanine biosynthetic process. Gene Ontology annotation, cellular component: cytoplasm. The record is from RefSeq and is a predicted model, not a curated record. NCBI's taxonomy places the organism in Eukaryota, Fungi, Ascomycota, Dothideomycetes, Pleosporales, Lindgomycetaceae. The transcript has 4 exons. The coding region runs from base 189 to 1226 and encodes 345 amino acids. Gene Ontology annotation, molecular function: prephenate dehydratase activity; chorismate mutase activity.
UAAGACUCUAUGUUUCUGUUCAAUAAGAGAUAAAGUAUGGGUCGAGUGCUUGUGAACAGGGCGCAAGUGUGUUUUACAUUCCCGAGAUAGAAGCCGAUGCCAGAAAGUUAACGUUUCCCGACUCAAAUUCUUCACGUCACUUGACCGACCAUCAACAAAACAGUCGCUGGAAAUCUGAGGGAGAAAAGAUGACGGAAGAGAAGCCUGUUGUGGCUUUCUUGGGUCCUAAGGCGAGUUAUACGCAUCAGGCCACCAUCGACAACUUCCCCUCCGCUGCCUACGACCUCUCCCCCCAAAUAACUAUCGAAGAUGUCUUCAACGCCGUCCAAAACUCCACUGCAUACCGUGGCGUCGUUCCCUUCGAAAACUCCACCAACGGCUCCGUAGUCUUCACCCUAGACCUCUUCGCAGACUUAAACAGCAAGUACCCUGAUAUUCUCGUCUGCGGAGAAGCGUACGUUAAGGUGAAGCAUUGUCUUUUGGGAAAUCAGGGGAAAUUUGGGGGAGGGCCGAGCACGCCGGCAAUAAUCGAAUCCCCCCUCUCCUCUGGUGCCGUAACUCCCACCAUCCUAAACCCCCUCCCCACCAAGCCCUCUGCCCGCCCCAUCGGCGAUCUCCGGGGAAUCAAGAGACUGUAUUCCCACCCCCAGGCCUGGGGACAGUGUAAGUCGUUCUUGAAUACAUAUUUAAAGGGUGUAGAGCGGCUGGAUGUGAGUUCGACGUCGAGAGCAGCGGAGAUUGUGGCGGGCGAUGGGAGUGGGGAGAGUGCGGCAAUUAGUAGUGGGAUCGCGGCUAGGAUUCAUGGGUUGGGGAUUUUGGCAAGGGGGAUCGAGGAUAGGGGUGAUAAUGAGACAAGGUUUUUUGUUAUUGGGAGGGCCACCACCGCCGCCAAUGGGAUAUCAGAACACCCUGAUACAACGAUAAAUACCGCUACGCAAAAUUACAAAUCUCUUAUCUCCUUUACCGUGGACCACAACAACCCGGGCGCUCUCGCACAUUCUCUCUCGGUUUUCGAAAAAUACGGUCUUAAUCUCACAUCUAUAAACACACGACCCAGUGGCACCGAGAACUGGAAUUAUAUUUUCUUUGUUGAGAUCAAGGGACGGCGGCUAGAGGAUGGAGAGGGGGAAGGAGCUGUGAAUCAGGCGUUGGGGGAUUUAAAGGACGUUUGUAGGGGAUUUAGGUGGUUGGGGAGUUGGGAGAAUAGGCUUGGGCGGGAGAGGUAGAGAAUGGGGAGAUAGGCGGAGAUGAUGGGCU